UAGUUCGGUUGGUGCAUAGUGCAGAUUGCAUAGCUAAUCUCACUCUUACAUAACAUGCCGAGGAGAUAGGAACCAAUGUAUCUGUAGCAGAGGAAACAGAAAAAACAGAAAAUGUCUGCACUAGGAAUAGAUACAAUGCUUCUUUUGCCUUCAUUGAAGCUCUUAUACCCAGCUCCUCGUAAAGAACAUGGCUUCUUGCCUCCUUGUUUCUCUUCUCCUAAACCUUCUUCUUCUUGCUCUUGUUCUUCUCUCAAGGCCGUAUUUUCAGUUUCGUGCCGGAAAACCCAAUACUUUAGACCGUCGUCCGUUUGUUUGGUCCGAAGAGUGAGAGCAAAGGCUUCCGAAGGACAGAGUUCGAGCCUAGAGGAGGAGAAGGAAGAGGCGGAAGAGCCGGAAUUUCAAGUUGUUUCGGCUGUCAGAAGCAACUAUAACGAAAUUGUUAUCGUUGACACCCCUGAUUCCAGGGUUUUGCUCCUCGACUCUACUCACAACGUCCACAGCAUUUUUAGAAAGGGACAAAAGUGGACUGGGUCAUAUUGGGAUGAGUUUGCAAGUCUGCCAGCUAUUGUUCCACACGGUCCUAUUGCAAUCUUAGGUUUGGGUGGUGGAACUGCAGCCCAUUUGAUGCUUGAGUUGUGGCCUUCUUUGAAGCUUGAAGGAUGGGAGAUUGAUGCAAUUUUGAUUGAUAAAGCAAGAGAAUAUCUUGGACUGUCUGAUCUGGAGAAGUGUACUGAAGCCGGUGGUGUUCUCCAUGUUCAUGUUGGUGAUGCCCUUUCUCCAUUAGCUGUUGUUCCGGGAGGAUUUGCUGGCAUUGUCGUGGACUUGUUUUCUGAUGGAAAGGUUUUGCCACAGUUGCAAGAGGUUGAAACAUGGUUGGAAAUGAAAAAUAAAUUGCUACCUCAUGGCCGCAUAAUGGUGAACUGUGCUGGGGUGCAUUCUGAUACAUACAGUAAUGGAUAUGGGAUAACCUAUCCAAAUCUUUCAUCAACAGGUAGUGCAUGGGCAGAAAAUUCUACUAUCAAGGCACUGUACAAAGCAUUUCCUGGGAUGUUAAGCUGGAAGAGAAUGGCAGAAGCAGAAGGUGAAAAUUAUCUUGCACUUACGGGACCUUUUCCAGACUUGGAUGCAUGGUCUUCUGCUGUCCCAGGCUCAUUAAGUUUGAAUGUGAAAAAAUGGAGACCUUGUGGCAUGCUUUCAUGAAAUUUGGUUAGCUGUCAUGUUAUUCAUCUUCUUUGUCAUGCAAAUUUUUAAGAUCUCAUAGAAAAUUUCAAUUGGACUUGGUGCUUGCAGCGUCCCCUGACAAAGUUGGUGGAAAAAAAUGAGAGAACCAAAACUAGAAUUAGGUGAAACUCAUAAUAGGCUAGCUAGGGCCAAGCCCAACUAUAUUUAUGCAGCUACUGAUACUUGGAUUCCAUCUGCUACACCUCACCGAGCAAUCUGAGUGGAGAAUAUGGGACAAGUAAAUGGAUUGCAGAGUUUAUAGAACCACAACCAAGAACUAGAACAUAUAGGAUGGACCUUGUAAGGAGAUGGUUUGACUUGGAAAAAGCUUUUGCAAAUCUAGCAUUAAUGUUGUAGACUUGUAGUAGGUAAUUUAGGCAUACAAAUGCCUUGCUAAUAACAAUCCAAGAUAAAUGGAAUGUUCUUUUUUUUUCA
Molecule: messenger RNA, 1656 nt
Organism: Nelumbo nucifera (sacred lotus)
Lineage: Eukaryota; Viridiplantae; Streptophyta; Magnoliopsida; Proteales; Nelumbonaceae
Biological process (GO): polyamine biosynthetic process
Molecular function (GO): thermospermine synthase activity
Source: RefSeq, a predicted model, not a curated record